This is a messenger RNA of Teleopsis dalmanni, 1398 nucleotides long. RefSeq lists its product as uncharacterized. NCBI's taxonomy places the organism in Eukaryota, Metazoa, Arthropoda, Insecta, Diptera, Diopsidae. The record is from RefSeq and is a predicted model, not a curated record. The coding region runs from base 93 to 449 and encodes 118 amino acids. The transcript is spliced from 2 exons.
AUAGGUCGGUCAGUUUUGUGAUUGACAAAGCAUCCUUGGCCACUUUGGCGAAAUCAAACGGUGUUAUUAACUACGGUUUCUCAGCCAUCACAAUGAGGGUAUAUAAAAAGGACGAGGAGCAAUCCUUACCUAACGACACAGGUCCAGCAGCACCGCAAGGCACUGUUGAUACCAUAAUGGAAGCGGGUGAUAUUGAAACUGCUACCGCAAACUCAGUGGGCCCAGUAGAAAUACUGCCUACCACUUCUGAUUCAAUAAAUAUGGACGUGACUAUGUCCUCUCCAGCUCCUUCAAUUACAUCUGAAGAGAGUAUUGGUACGCGCUAUCUUUUUGACGAAGAAGAACUUUUGAACUCUGAAAAUGAAUCUGAAGAAGAUAGCGCGCUUGACGUUACAGUGGUGGACACUACCACAUCCAAAACAAAUCAUGAUGCGGGUACUACAAAUUAACCUGCACCACUGCAAGGCUGCGUCCGCCAGCUUGUUGCAAUGCCUCAGCAACAACGAGGCUGAUAUGGUCCUGGUGCAAGAGCCAUGGGUUUUCAAGGAUCUUGUCUGCGGACUCAGGACUAAAAACUUUGACUUAAUGUAUGCGGUAAACAAGGUAUAGUGACAAAGACCUAACCGCAGUAAGUAUUGAGGGACCUUGGGGCCAGAUAUGGGCGGUAUCUGCAUAUAUGGCUCAUGAUCACGAAGAGUUACCAUCAAGUAGCCUAAAACAGCUGACAAUUGACGCUAGGAGACUUGGUGCAGAUAUCAUUUUGGGUUGCGACGCAAAUGCGCACCAUGAAAUAUGGGGCAGCUCAAACACGAAUGAACGUGGUGAGUUACUUUUCGAUUUUAUUUUUAGUAAUAAUCUUUUUAUAUGUAAUGACGGUAAUAGGCCGACUUUUGUUACCAAAAACAGGCAGGAGGUUUUAGACAUUACCGUGACUACUGCCAAAAUUCAUGGGUCUAUAAGAAAAUGGAAAGUGUCCACUAGACACUCUUUUUCAGACCAUAUGAUUUUAGAAUUUUCUAUAAACUUAAAGAAAUCAAGUACCCCCAGUUUAGAAACUUUCAGAAAUGUCAGGAAUACAAACUGGACAAAGUACAAAUCAUCUAUAAAUGAGCUGCUGACAAACUCUACUCUUUAUCCGCCAGAGAAUAUAAAUGAUCUGGACGAGCAGGUAGGAGAUCUUACCUCAAUACUUAAUGAAGCUUUUAACCUUGCCUGUCCUUCAACUCGACCUAGUAGGAAGAGUAACCCACCCUGGUGGAAUAGAAACUUAGGUCAAUUGAGGAAAGAAUGCAGGAGACUUUUUAAUAGGGCAAAGCUAAAUAGAAAUGAGAGUGACUGGUCUGAAUAUAAGAUCUCUCUGCAGAAUUAUAAGAAAGAACUACGUAAGUCUAAGAGGAU